Xiphophorus couchianus (Monterrey platyfish) is the source of this 7347-nucleotide messenger RNA. It is a transcript of the gene gpr27, whose product is annotated as G protein-coupled receptor 27. Gene Ontology annotation, cellular component: plasma membrane. The coding region runs from base 2703 to 3818 and encodes 371 amino acids. The transcript has a single exon. The record is from RefSeq and is a predicted model, not a curated record. Gene Ontology annotation, molecular function: G protein-coupled receptor activity. Gene Ontology annotation, biological process: G protein-coupled receptor signaling pathway. NCBI's taxonomy places the organism in Eukaryota, Metazoa, Chordata, Actinopteri, Cyprinodontiformes, Poeciliidae.
GCACGGAUCAUUAAUCGGUUACAGCACAUGUACACAGACAAACACACACGACGGGAGCUGCGUCUGCAGGCAGCCAGCUGUACCGGCGCCAAACGUAACACUAUAUUUUCAGUGAGUACUGUUAUCUGAACAGCCUAAAUAAAUAAAUAAUUACCGGUACAGCAAAUAAUAGCCAAUAAUCAGUGAUUGAUUUUAAGCUGGCCAAUUAACCUGGGCCCCUCUCACACAAUUCUAUAAAUCUAUAUUUAAACACUGUUAGUGAUGCUGAUGUUCUUAGUAGGCUCAGAACCACAGAGACUGUUUUGGUUGCCCAGGCCUUGUGGGGUGGAUUUUUUCGGAUCUGUCAGCAGCGGUGCAAACCCCCCUGGUAGUAACACCAGGACCCCCUCGACCUCCUUAGCUGACCUGAUUAAUUCCUGAAGAAAAUAUGAGGUAGAAAUCUAAGCAUUUUGAAACCACUGAUACUGAAAGACCAACAUUUUUGUAACAUCAAAUAAACACUUUGAUCAGACAUGACCUACUUCAAAAAUUAUUAAUGGCGAAGAGAACAGGCAACAACAACACUGACCAAGGACAAGGACCAACAACAUGAACUAACAGUAUGGAACAACAUCAUUGACCAAUCACAGAAGUUAAAGACAUUCAGACAACUACUUGAACAAACAAUAGCAUCAACAAAACAACUGCAAGGGGUUCACUGCUUUACUGCAGAUGAAUUGACAAGAUGAUGGUGAGUAAUAACCACGUUGCAGCUAGAGACAUAUCUAUAAAUGCAGCAAAUGCAUAUGCAAAAUAGGCAUAUGCAACAUCUAUAUGCAGCAAACACAUGUGCAACAUACUGUAGAUAUAUGCAUCACCCACAUAUGCAACAUCUAUAUGCAGCAACAUCGACAUAUCCAUAAAGCAUUAAGACCAUAGACAUCAACCGAAGACACAUAGCAGCAACAUAGAUCAACAACAUUUACACAUAUGACUUCUACUUAUUUUUGAUACAAAUGGAACCCCAUAUUUUUUACUGCUUUUCAUUGGAUGCUUAUGUUAGUUAUUGAGUUGCGAUUUUAUGUCGUUUUAAGUUUGUCACAUUUUAAGAGGUUUUUAUUAGUUUGGAUGUGGCCGUCAGGUGUGUCUGGCGGAUGGCUGAGGUUUUCUCCACGCUGACACAGAAGAAUGGCACCAAGGUGGGUACUGGCUCUCCAUGCAGCGUGGAGAAAGUUUGUUUGGCUGUUGGGGAGCUGAUUGGACAUGGCUCUAUCAAGUCUGCAGCUUGAAUGAUAUGAUAUCAGAUGCUGCAGAUCUUCUCUCAGUCUGUUGUUGAGAGCGUCAUGUUUUUUGCCAUCAUCUGUUGGGGCAGAGGCAUCAGAGCCAGGGACAUAAAAAGGCUCAAUAACCUGAUAACGAAAGCUGGUUCUGUUCUGUGGCACCUCUGAAGAUUAUUAUGCAAAGAAGGAUUAUUCAUAGAAUCAAGAAAAUUAUGGACAACCCUGGUCACCCUCUUCAUGAGACUGUCUUGGGAAAACAGUGUCUACAGUCAGAAGCUUUUAAAGAUUUGCUCUACAGACUGCUACAAGAGAUCUUUCCUGCCAUCAGUUAUCUACAAUAACUCUAUGAAGAAAAUGAAUUAAUACGAGUACAACAUUUAAUUUCCCUUUGGAAUCAAUAAAGCAUUUUUGAAUUUGAAUUUUUAUUCAUAGAUUCCUGUGAUCAGUGUCACUGAUCUUACAACGCCUUUACAAUAAUUUAAGGCAUUAAAAACAAGAUUUAAUGAGUAACCCAUUUUAAAAAAUCCCUCAUGAACAUUGAUUCAGUGUCUCUCGAUACAAGUUAUGCAUUAUGUAAAUUAUAACUUACCUUGUUUUAUUUUUAAACCUUUUUUGGACUUGCCAUGUUCUGGAUGACUGAGAACAAGUAGAUAGAAAUAAAUAUCUGGGCAGUAUUACUUAAACUUAAGGCUCAAAGCACCAGGGUUUUCCUAGAAAAAUAUUCAGAUUUUAUUUCGUGGUUUUAAAGGCUGUAUGUUAACGAUGGUAAGAAAUAAAUGCAUGCUGUCUUCUUUUCAAUCUACUGUCAGCUGCUAUGCUCUCUCUCUCCUCUGGUCUCAAUGUGUUAUGAGACAGAUAAUCUGUGGAAAAAUCAAGCUCUUCUGAUCCCGCUGCGCGCGCGCGUGAUGCUUCGUUAGAACCCUCUCCUCCCUCCCUUCGCUUCUACUACCUCUCCUUGAUUGCAGCAGGAAAAUGAAGCAACACAGAAACAUUUGCAGUUCAUUCGUGAUUCGAGCAGCAGGUUUAGGACGCUGCACGAGAGGCGAACCUCUGAGCUCCGACGCCAUUGGUGGAGGGAAGCUGGGAUGCGCUUUCUGAGCAGAUUGUCGCCUGGCUGUGUGGACGCCCUCUGAAAAUGGUGUAGGCUAUAAUAAUAAUCCCGGCGCAGGCAGGCCGCUUCUGCUCCAUGGCGAUGAGUGACGGAAGGGAAAAUUGGGCUUUUUCUUCUUACACCGGACGCUUCUGAGAUGAGGGAUAAAAAGAGGAGGAAGAAGAAAUUGGCGUUUGAUUUUUAGGUUCGGAUUACAGCACAUCGAGAUGGAUUCUAUUUAGGAGUCGGUUUAUAUUAUUAUUAUUGUUAUUAUUAUUUAUGAUUUCCACUCAAACCCUUUUGGGUGGGGGCGAGCAGGAGCGAUGAUUUGAUGCGGGAGAUACGCAACAUUCAUGGCGAACACAACAGAGUUCGGGGAGAGCAGCGCGUCCUUCCACAGCUAUGCAUCCACGGCCUCUGCGGUCAAGCUGGCCUCCCUAGGGCUCAUCAUGGGCGCGAGUCUGCUGGGCAACGCGUCGCUGUCUCUGCUGCUGCUGAAGGACAGUUCACUGCACAAGGCUCCCUACUACUUCUUGCUGGACCUGUGUCUGGCCGACGUGCUGCGCUCGGCCGUCUGCUUCCCCUUUGUGAUGGUGUCUAUCGGAGCCGGUUCCGAUUGGCCGUAUGGCGCGCUCAGCUGCAAAAUUGUCGCCUUCAUGUCGGUGCUCUUCUGCUUCCACGUCGCCUUCCUGCUCUUCUGCGUCAGCGUCACCCGCUAUAUGGCGAUCGCCCAUCACCGCUUCUACUCCAAGCGCAUGAACCUGUGCACGUGCGUGGCGGUCAUCUGCAUGGUGUGGACCCUCUCCGUGGCCAUGGCCUUCCCGCCAGUGUUCGACGUGGGCACCUACAAGUUCGUGCCCGAGGAGGAGCAGUGCACGUUCGAGCACCGCUACGUCAAGUCCAACGACACUCUGGGCUUCAUGCUGAUGCUCGUGGUCAUCGUGGGCACCACACACGUGGUUUACGUGAAGAUGCUGUGCUUCGUUUACGACCACCGCAAGAUGAAGCCAGCCCAACUGGUGCCGGCCAUCAGCCAGAACUGGACCUUCCAUGGGCCCGGAGCCACCGGGCAAGCUGCAGCCAAUUGGAUCGCUGGCUUCGGGCGUGGGCCGACGCCGCCCACGCUGGUGGGCAUCCGGCAGGCGUCGCACCCUGGCAAUAGGAGGCUGCUGGUGCUGGACGAGUUUAAGACGGAGAAGCGCAUCGGGAAGAUGUACUUCCUGAUCACGCUGGCCUUCCUCGUUCUGUGGGCGCCUUACAUUAGCGCAUGCUACUUGAGGAUAUUCGUGCGCGGGGCUCCCAUCCCGGAGCUCCACCUGACAGCCGCGGUGUGGAUGAGCUUCGCCCAGGCGGGGGCCAACCCCAUCAUCAGCUUCAUGUUCAAUAAGGAGCUGCGGGUUAGACUCAGAGCCUGCUUUUCCUGCUGCCUGGGAACACAGACACCCAUGGAGCCAUACUGCAUCAUAUGAACCCUCUAGGCCCCGCUCCCCAAAUAUACAGCCAAAGACUGACAUUUAUGCACUGUAAAAACUGCUGACUCAAAAUGAACCGGAUGUGUGUAAGUUUGCUCAAACAGGGACUUUGUUUGGGUUAUUUAACCAGCUUACACUGAUAAAAACAAACUGGUAGGGUUUAACUAAUCAAAGUGGUCUGUAUACAUUUUAUUUGGGAAGAUUUUAAUCUAAAGUCUAUAAGUUUCAUACGUAAAAUGCAAAUAAAUUUAAUUCUGCAAGUUUUGAACAUGCUUAAAAAUUCUCUCAGAUAAAUAAGGUUCAUGUUGGUAAGCUGUCUUUUUACUCCCAAGUUAAAAAGAAACGGUUUGUAAUUAUGACACCAUGUUAUUAAUAUGAAAUAGGUACAUAACAGGAGUGUGACAACUUUAUGGGACAACCACAAUUUUUUGUUAAUGUUUACAAAAUGCACUUGAAAGAAUCUGAUCAGUGUAGGAAAGUCCAAUCCAGGUUUGAUAACUCCAGUUAUUUGAGACUUUUGUCAAAAUAGUGGAUUCUAACAGUGAAAAAGUUUGAAAAUGUUUCCUUUUGUUUUUUCACCAAUGUGACAUUUUUACAAAUGUCCAACUGGUCAGGUUCAGAUUUCACCAUUCUACAUAUUUUAGGGCUUUUUCUCACUUAUAUUUUCUUAAGUUUUGUCCAAAUCAGUUGAGUUUCUUUGCUUGUGACUUUCUCCUUUUGUUCAGUUUCUCCGUGAAAGUGAAAAGUGAAAACCAGUCUGAAUAUUGGUCAGUUGUGUCUGUAAUGUAAACAAAGGAAGCAUAUUCUGUGUGCUGAGCUUAUAGAGAAUACAGAUAAUUUAAUCAUAUCAGUAGUGUGUUUCUGGGUAUUUCAGAAAAAUCAAGGCCCUGAUUUUUUGGGGGCAGCCCAAAGAUUUUUCUUUUUAAAAAAUACAUGCUUUGCAAACAUUGCACUUGAUACAAAACUCACAAACUGCUACCAGGGGAGUUGUACUAAUGUUUUUGGAGUUUUUAUUAAUAUAAACAAUAUUCAAGUGUUUGAAAAGGGAAUUUAGUAGAUUUCUUUGGAAACAGCAUGAAAAUAUUGGCAGGGGAUGUAUUAAACCGACCAUGCAUCAAUCCAAACCUGCUCAUUUGUAGGACUAUGUAUUAAUGUUCUGUAAUUUGAUUUAGUGAGACAAUUUUUCUGUUGUGAAUAGAUCACCAAAACUGGCUCCAGCCCAGGGCCCACAUCCUUGUAAAUCCAGCCCUGUCUACAAAAUAAUUUUGAGAAGACAUCUUGAAAAUUGCAUACAGUUCUAUGCUUUAUGAAAAAAAAAUGUUUAGCCAAUUUUUAUUACUCUUACACAUCACACAGUGUGCAGCUCAAACCUGGCUAUGGGAAGCUGUUUGACUCAAAUUUGCAGUGUACACCUGAUAUCCGUGUUGCAUUGAGAUCGGAUCACAUUCAGACCAUAAAUUAACUGUUCUGGAGUUCAUUUGAAACAGUACUGAGAGCGCCUCCUCCAAAACAGUCCUGGUACAGUUGUUUCAUUGUCAACAAUAUGUUCACAUCUACCCAGACAAACUCCACAGGGUGGAAAGAACCAUAGUUUGUCUUAGAUGAAGUUCGUCUUAACUGGUAUGAAAACACCCUUAAAUUUAGAAUCACAAGCACACAAAUUAAGUUCAGGUUCCUUAAAAACCUUUUACUCUUAGGACUAAUCGAAAGCUCUGAAGAAGAUGCUAGUUUUUACAUUGUGAAUUAUUGUUUGCCAGAGUCGGUAUUCUCACAAUUUUUACAAAUCAAUUUUAUUUUGUUUGUCACUAUAACAAAAUCUGACUGUUUAAGCACCUUGGCUUGAAAUUUCUUUACAUGCAAAAUGGAAGUGGUAAGAGGUAUAAUAUGAAUGAUAGUCACAACAUGUAGGUAAGAAUUAUUAAAUGAAGCAAAUUGCCCCACAGUCUAUGGAUAACAAAAUUAAUAAACAAAACCAAGAAUAGGUCACAAUCUGACCAAAUGAAAUAACAGAAUUAAAAAAUGACAUUAAAAUUUUGCUUCUAUAUACUGACCUGGUUCUCAAUCAAAGUAUGAAUCUUGUACUUAGCUACAUUAGCUUGCAGCAACUACUUAGCAGCUAAAAGGUUAAUGUUAGCUUAAGGAAACAAACUAGAUCUCUAGUGCGACACACCAACCACACAGUUGGUUGGCGUGUCAAUAACCCGCCAACCAACUGAAAUUAAUAUUAUUAUACCAUGUAACUUUACCAUCUUAACAUUUUUUAUUUCAUGCUGGAGAAGAAGCUCGGUGACAUCUCUUUAGGUCAUUCAAAAUGUACAAAAUGGUGAAGAAUGAUGCUGUUCAUUCUGCUCUCUUGGCCAACACAAACAGUGGGUUUUUGGAGUUUUUUGCCUGAUGUUUGAUUUUAAAAAACUACUAAAGUUUUGUCCCAGCAGCAUAAAACCAACAUCUGAAUAAUAAAAAAAAACAACCCAGCAGUUCUUGUGUGUGUAGCUUAGCUGUUAUAGAACGUGUUCUCAAUAUGCCCUAAACACAGGAAAGGAUGGACUGUGAAAAUGAUGGGGAAGGCAAACUCACUUUUAGUUUUUAUACAUUUUUAUUUCUGGACAAACCUUUUACUCAUAUUAAUCCUAAAACGUUUAUUAUACUGUAUACUAACUUUACACUUUAACUUUAAAAUUCAGCUUAGCAAUGAAGGUAGCAACAAAGGACCUGUAUGACGCAACAUUAUGUCGAAGGACACCAUGAGUUAAUUAGAAUUUUCUGCAUGUAGACUAGGUGAUGUUUCAGGACAAGUCUUCCUUGGCUGGAUUUUGAUUUGCUCCACAGCAACACAUGCCACUGUCUUUUGGCUACAUUCUGAAAUGAUUUCCCAUGACUUGAAACAAGUCGUGGGACUUGUUUCAAGUCAUUGAGCCAACUUCUCAAGAGCCUAGGAGAUGCUAACAGUUGUAAUUUAAUGUUAUUUAUUUUUUCUUUUCUGUCCCUUGUGGACUUAGUAAUGUUUUUGAAAGUAGAGGAACAAGCAAUAUUAAUUUUUUCAGCGGUUAAUACAAAUCUACAGAGUUUUUAAGAUAGUUUUAAAAAGCUAUCUGCUACAACUUGAGGGCAGCUCUGUGGCGCCAACUUUGUCAUCUGUGACAGAUUUUAUUUUACAUUUGAAUACCCAACAUAAGAUGUAGAGCUUGUUUUUUUGUGAAUGAAUGCAAUACCAAUAACUGCUGUAAAUACUGUAAAUCCCUGUCACCAUUUUUUUCUAACCUUAUUUCAAGCUGUUAGUUUAAAUAUGUUGUAUAUUCCAUCAUCUAAUCUUUGUGUAGAGCAAAGUUUUCAAACUCGCUUUGAAAAUACUUAGCAAACUCUUUCAUCAGUUGCAUCAAGAGACUGGUUGAUUUACACUGGUUGCAAUCGGAUACACACUCCAGUCAGCGUCCCUUUUUCCAUGGAUGUGUCUGGGACUCUGAACAAUUUGGUGCUUUGAAAACAACUUUGCAUUUCCUAGCAAAUAAAUUGAAAAUAUACAAUU